Molecule: messenger RNA, 5898 nt
Organism: Anopheles coluzzii
Lineage: Eukaryota; Metazoa; Arthropoda; Insecta; Diptera; Culicidae
Exons: 3
Coding region: 393-5846 (1817 amino acids)
Source: RefSeq, a predicted model, not a curated record
UGAACGAGAACAAUUGUUUCACUUUCAUGGUAAGUCUCUUGGUCAGCGCUCGGCGUAUUGUGUGCAGGUGAAAUUGCAGAAAAUCUCAGCAUUCUGGGCUAAAACAGCGAAAUAAUUAGCGCAACACGCUACCCAGCGUUAAAGAACAACGCUGUUGGACGGCAAGUGGGGGAAAAUAAAGAACAGCUAUUUCUAACAACAAAAAGGAUCGGACGCGGCGAACACCGUCUCUGUCACAAGACAAUACAAUUGAUAUUCUGGACACAACAACCGCUGAAAUAUAGUGCAGAACGCUAGCAAAACGGCAGGGAAGAUUGAUCUAACAGCAACAGUGAUCGGACACGGGGGACGCCGGCUGUCACGCAAGAAGCCGGUACAAUAGAAUUUUCAGAAUGACGGAAACACGCAUCUCUAAUCUGGUGGACACCGAUCGUCCCCUGCUAUGGGUCCCGAGCCCGAAAUGUGGAAUGUGCUCACUGCCGUACACGAACAAAACGGACUUCCAUUCGGUGUACCGGACGCCCUUCCUGCUUGCCUGCCAGCAUCUCAUGUGCAGCGAUUGUGUGUCUGAGUAUGCCUGCAACGAUACGAUCCUGUGUGCGCAGUGCAAACAGCCAACGCUGCUGCGGACCGUCCAAGGCGAUGCCACGAUCGCCCUCCAUCCGAGCUACUACAUGAUGGGGCUCGUGGAGCGAAAGCAGGAAGAGCUCGACAACUUGCUGCAGUAUGCGAUGGACGAGAAAAAUCAGCGCGAAAAGCAGACGAUUGCGAACGAACCGACGACGCCAAUGAGCUUUACCAUCGCGCCAGUUCGAGCGCACGAGAUAGGCACACCGAAGAAGCUGAAAAACCUGCUAGAAAAUGCGUACUACUCCUACGAAACCACCAAACGCUUGCUGGACAAUCGCAACAAGUCGUUGCCGGCCAAUGCCGAGCAGGUGUUCAAGAAGAUAAACGCCCACUUUCUAUCGCUGCACAAUGCGCUCCAGAUGGAGGAGAUUCGCGUGCUGCGGCAGGUGCGCAACUCGUUCAUCGACCAGUGGCAGCACACGGAACGGCAGCAGCAGCGUUUGCAGGCUUCCAACGAACGGUUGAAAAAGCUGUACGCACGCUCGAAACGGUUCCUGAGCGAUCCGCCCGAAGCCGACGACGAGUCGUGGCAGAGGUUUGGCAAGGAGGUGAAAUCGUUCCUCGAAUCCGAACCGCUGAAGCUGAUAAAGCGGGACUACACUGCCCCAGCGGCCAUUCUCUAUACGGAGUGUGAAAGCUUCGUCAAAAGCAUCGGCAGGUGUUACAAGCUGACCGUGCCGAAUCUGAACAAAGUGAUGCAGCUCGCACCGAUGGCGGCCAGUGCCGAGAACAAGUGUGCACCUGCCGGUACAUCGGGUGAAUUGAGCGAUUCCAAACGUCGCCACACUGUCGCCGAUCGAACCUUUACCAAUGAUUCGAGCGAGGGAGGAGAGAGUUCUUCCCGCCGGGAACGAGGAAGCGCAGCGAAGGAGAAACCACCACGUUCCGAGCGAUCGAGCAGCGGCCCUCACAGCAGCCGUCACCAGACGUACGACAAUAACGAUAGCUACAAGAUCUCCCUGACGAAGCGUGUAUCGCAUGCUAAGAAGGACGCGGACAGGGAGAAGGAUCUGCAACGACACUUUACCAGCGUGAAGGUGACGUGCGUGGUGAAUCCGCUGGAAUUCUACGUGCAGGAUGCGCUGAACCUGGACACCACUACGUCCCUGGUCGAGUUGUGCCAGCAGGAGGCGGCAGCCUACGAAGCGAACCUGAUUGCCGGCAUCGAUCCGCUGAAAGUACGCGUCGGCAAGCUGUACCUGGUGCGAUCGGAUAGCUCCACCGCCAACUGGUAUCGGGCGAUGGUGUUGGAUCUGCUUAACACAACGCCCGAACAGCGCGGACCGUACCGGGUGCAGUUCAUCGACUACGGCGGGCAGGCAACGGUGACGCACGAGUGUGUGCGACCGAUGUCGAAGGAGCUGGCCAGCAUCGAGGGCCGGGCGAUCCGCUGCUCGCUGUACGGCGUAGCACCGCCCGGCUGGAAGCCGGACGACCUGAACGCGUCCUGGCCGGAAGAGUGCCGCGUGAUCAUGAUGGAAUUCGUAUCGGAGCUCAACAUGCUGAUGUUCACGGUGGAGAAUAGCGGCGGCGGCCAGAUGGUGGAUCUGUUCCAACCUCCGGUGACCACUCGCUCGUGGUCCAGCAAGCACUCCAGCAGGAAGGAUCCGGGAGUGUACUGGGAAGGGUUCUACGCUCCCAUGUCGCUGCGCAGCACGCUCAUCUUCGGGCAGCACUGCAUUCCGACGGACGCGACGGAGCAGCGGCGGCGUGAGGUCGUCGAACGGCUCGUGCUGCUGGACCACUGGAUGCAUAAGGCCAAGGCACAGGCGCAGAAGCGAUUGCACAUUCCCCGCGCGCCGGAAUUGAGGGAGUACGAUAGUUUCGACGUGCAGAUUACCCAUUCGCUAUCGCCCGAUCAGUUCUACCUGAUGCCAAUGCAGUGGAAGACGAAGGAUUUCCAAGCGCUGCAGGAGGAGCUGGGCCAGCUAUGCCAGGGCGAGCGCAAGUGCUUCCAUCCGUACGCGGGACUGGUGUGCGGGUUCACGCUAGGCGACCAGGGAAGCAAGGUCUGGUUCCGGGGCCGCAUCGAGACGGUGCUUCCGACUGGAGCGUGCGAAGUGUACGUGCUGGACAGUGGCGAACGGUUGACGGUGCACUGGUACGAUCUGUACCUGCUGCCGCUGGACAGUGCGCCGCUGCGCAAGCAUCCACUCGCCGUUUGCUGUCGGUUGGAGUACAUCUACCCGCAGAGCAAUGGGGGCAGCAGCGGCGGUGGUAACCAUGGCACGCUCAGCUGGACGCGAGAAGCGGCCGAGGAGUUCAAUCGCAUGGGCAGAAGUAAGACGCUGCGGUUCAGCGUGAAGAUGGGCAAGCUGUGCAAAGUGACGGACACGUACGGUGUGGUGCUGUACCUGCACAACAAGGCGGACCGCGACACGUGCAUCAACAAGCUGCUGGUGCACGAGGGUCACGCCCAAUGCAUUGCGGGAAAGGAGAGCGAAAUUAACGAUCGCAUGCUGGAACCGGCGGUGACUGAUGUGUUGGCGCCUACUACGCCGACCAGCACGUCGAGCGUUGCCUCGCCGCCGAGCAGGCUGGUGGAUCCUCGCAUAAUGGUCGAAAUGCUGCGGGUGGUAUCGCCCGACGAGUUCUACGUGCGAGUGUGCUCGCGCAAACCGUGCCUGGAGCGGUUGCACAACACGAUCCAGCAGCACAUGGUCGAAGCGUUGGACGGCAACGUGGCGGAAGAGGACGACAGUGGAUCGGGCGAAUGCAACUGGGCGGUCGGGGACAUGUGCGUCGUGUUUACGGCAACGUCCGACGGCGACUCGAGCGAAUGGUACCGUGGCCGGGUGACGGCCGUGCAGGAGGAAGCCAUUCUGCAGUACCAGGUGUUCCUGAUCGAUCGGGCCGAAUCGGUACGGGUGCACCGUACCAAUAUGGCCCGGCUAACGUCGAACGUUUCGCAGAUCCAACCGGGAGCGGUGCGGUGCCGGCUGGCGUGCAUUGAACCGAUAGGGGGCAACACUAGCUGGCAUCAGACGACGCUGGACACGCUGCUCAAUACGAUCGAGUCGUACGACAAGCACGCCAUCUCGCUCGACGCCAAGACGCCCAACAAGUCGGACGAUGUCGGCCGCGCGCUGUCGGUGGUGCUGUGGGGCAUACGGCAGACGAUGCGGCAGGCGCUGGCACCGCAACGGACCGAGUACCGGAACAUCAACCAGCUGCUGGUGGUUCGCGGACUGGCCCACUCGACCGGCCGGUUCCGCACCUUCCCGACCAAGGGCGAAGGUGCGAUGGAGGAGGUGCAGCUGUUCGAGCAAGCCGUCGACGAGAUGAUGCGGUCCGAGUACGAAAGGUUGCAGCAGUUUUUUCGGACCGUCGCCGCCGUCUCCACGCACUCGCAAGAACUCGACUUCGGGGAGGACGGAAACGAAACGGCAAAAACUCUACUGAACGCCAAUGAGUCCGACGUGAAGGUGGACAUCGAUGAUGCGUGCGCCGCCGCCCUGUCGCUGAUCGACGUCGCGGUCGACCGUAUCGCGGACUGGCCGGAGGCGACUCGGUUCGACAAGACCGUGUUUGUGGGCAUGCCGACGUACAUCGGUAACGACGGCACGGUGUACAUUUACGACGUCAGCCAGGAGCCGGUGCUGACCCGGAUGCGCGACACCAUCAAUGAGCACGUGCAGAAUGGUCCACCGCCGCCGGCCGUUCCGAUCAAGUUCGAAAGCGGCCAGCCGUGCUUCGUGAAGUACCACGUGGAUGGACAUUUUUACCGCGGAAAAAUUCAGCUCGUCAUCGAACCUUACCGCACGUAUCGGGUGCUGUUCGUCGAUUAUGGCAACGAGGAGACGUGCUCGCUGCAGGAUCUGCGUCCAGCGUCGGCCUGUGGACUGGUGCCGGUACAGUCGCACCGGUUCCGGCUGAGUGGCAUACUGCCCAUAGACUAUUGCUCCGUAACGUCCCUGUGGCCCGAAGAUGCACUGAUCGUGUGCCACGGACUGUUCGUGCAGAAGCUGUGCAAAAUCCGCGUCGACACGUCGGUCUGGUCGGGCGAUGGCUCCGCUCGUCAUCUGCCCAUCCCGUGCCAUCUCACUCUGCUGAAGGAUUCGGUUGCAGUGCGCGAAGCGUUGUUGGAGCUGAAUAUGUUUAAGCUGCGCUCGGAGCAGCCAGAGAAACGCCCGAGCUGGGUAGCGGAACAUAUACCGCCCCGGAAGAGCGAGUUUGCCGUGAUGAUAAACCAGCCGAGCACCUCCUCGCACCCGAUCUCCACAACCUUGUCUACAAGCGUUACAUCGGAGAGGAGCGAGCUGCAGAAGCUGAUGGAACAGUUGCAAGCGGAAUAUGUCUAUAGUAAAGAUAUCGAAGAUCCGAACGAUCUACCGGAGGAAGAGGACGAGUACGAUCGGUUUAACCGGGCUCAGCUGAUUCACGCAGAUCCGGACGAUGAGAGUUACCACGAGAGUCAGACGAAGGAAAGCGAGAUCUCACUAGAUCUUACCCCACUCCCAUCGCCGGCCUCCUUUGACUCGACCGAAUUUGAGACAUCGUCCCGUCUGUCCGCCCAGCAAAAUGACGAGACUCUGGACACGAGCCACUCUCCUGUCCAGAGCGAAGAUCCGAUAGCACGCAGCUUUCCUCACCAGGCACCGAUCAAACCGUCGACGAUUGGAUUCUUUGCCGACUUCAUCAACUAUGGGGACAAUUUGACGUUCCACGUCUUUCCGCAUAUGGAGGGGCACACGGUGCGGAUGUCAAACAUGGAGGAGAAGGUACAAACGGUGGCCAUGUCCCGCAACCCGCUGCACCGUUGGCAGGCGAGCGUGCUCGAGGUGGGUGCGCCCUGUCUCGCGCCCUACCAUGUGGACGGGAAGUACUAUCGGGCCAUCGUGGAAGAGAUCGACGACGAGCGGGAACAGGUACGCGUGCUGUACGUGGACUAUCUGAAUCGCGAAACGGUGGCUAAGAAAGAUUUGCGCAAGUGCCCGAUCGGGUUGCGUAUGAUCGCGCUGCGCAAUGUCAUGGUGCGGCUGGCGAGCGUUCAGCCGAACCCGCGGCUCCGCAACGAGGACGUCAUCCGGCGGCUGGUGGAGCUACUGAAGAAACCGUUCUACGUGCGCGUUAUCCACUACCCGCCCAAGACGGACAAAACGCCCGUCGUGCUGGAGGUAGAGCUGUACACCGAUUGUGACUGUAAAGAGCUUGUGUAUCAGCAGAUGAUCGAUACGAAGUAUUUUCUUCGUAAAGCAACCACAACACGGAAUUAGGUGAGCUUAGGGUGUAGUGGACAAGCUUUUUCUUUUUAUUUUACACCGAUUU